AUGUUACUAGGAAAUCGGGCAGUAAAUGGAGCCGCUACACAGUUGUCAACACAUUCUGAGAGCUGGUCUGCAGAAAAGGCCAUUGACAGUAAUCGAGGUCUCCAGCAGUUGAAUACUGGAUGUUCAUCAACCCGUGAUGAGAAUAACCCAUGGUGGAGGCUGGAUCUGCGUGAUAUUUACAGAGUUAGAGAAGUGGUCAUCACUAACAGAAAUGACUGCUGUGCAGAACGAAUAAAUGGAGCAGAGAUUCACAUCGGAAACUCUUUGGAAAACAACGGCAACAACAAUCCCUUAUGUGCUGUUAUUCCUGCUAUUCCAGCAGGAGAGUCCUACAACUACUCAUGUGAUGGGAUGGAGGGACGAUAUGUGAAUCUGAUCAUUCCUGGAGACAAGAAGAUACUCACUCUGUGUGAGGUGGAGGUCUAUGGAGAAGUUCCCUGCUUAAAAAGAUCAUUUGUAAGGAUGCAGUUUAACUCCAGAGCUGAUUUGACUGACCCUUCGAUGAAGGAAAACGUUCUGAAACAGUUGGGAUCUGCUCUUGCUGAUAGAGGACUCACAGAUGUGACACUGAGAUGGUCUCAAACUCCUAAACAGGUGAUCCAGAAGGCGAACGCUGACAAACGUCGAUGUGGCAAAGGAAAAUAAAACUCUGGAAUUCAA
Messenger RNA from Megalobrama amblycephala (Wuchang bream), 660 nucleotides. Its product is annotated as fucolectin-like. The record is from RefSeq and is a predicted model, not a curated record. Bases 1 to 645 code for a protein of 214 amino acids. Lineage: Eukaryota; Metazoa; Chordata; Actinopteri; Cypriniformes; Xenocyprididae. The transcript is spliced from 5 exons.